Penicillium riverlandense is the source of this 2322-nucleotide messenger RNA. RefSeq names its product mRNA-binding ribosome synthesis protein NOC2. The record is from RefSeq and is a predicted model, not a curated record. Gene Ontology annotation, biological process: ribosomal large subunit biogenesis. NCBI's taxonomy places the organism in Eukaryota, Fungi, Ascomycota, Eurotiomycetes, Eurotiales, Aspergillaceae. The coding region runs from base 1 to 2322 and encodes 773 amino acids. Gene Ontology annotation, cellular component: Noc1p-Noc2p complex; nucleoplasm; Noc2p-Noc3p complex. The transcript has a single exon.
AUGGCCGGAGGUAUGAAAAAGUCGACGAAGAAAUUCGAGAAGAAGCACCUCAAGGAUACUCUCGAGCGACGCAAGGCUGCCGCGAAAAUCAAGCAGCGGCACCAGCAGAAUGACAAGCGAAAGGCACAGAAUGCCAGCCGGCGCGCAGAGGCUGAAGAUGCGGAUGAGCCAAGCCCCGAGGAAGCGAAAAAGCAGAAUGCUUUUGCGGAAAUGAAUGUCGACGACUUCUUCGCGGGCGGAUUUGACAUUCCCGAAGAUGCCAAAAAGGCGAGCAAGAAGAACGUUACUCCUAAGAUCGGCAAGCGGAAACGUUCGGAGGAUCAGACAGAACAAGAGGGCGAGGAGUCAGGGUCUGAGGCUGGCGAGGACAAUGCUACGCAGAGCGAUGAAGAGGACGAUGGCAACGCGUUCGAUGCGCACAAGGACCAGCUCGAGGCAUUGAAGGACAAGGACCCCGAGUUCUACAAGUACCUGAAAGAGAACGAUGCGGAAUUGCUCGACUUCGCGGACCACGGUGACCUGGCAGAAGUUGAUGAGCUGAGCGAGGGCGAAUCAGCGGAAGAGGAGGGUCCCGCUAAGAAGAAGAAGAAGAAGGUCCGCCAGGAAGAGGAGGAAGAGAAAGAAGAAGACAACACCCUUACCAUCGUGAUGAUUAAGAAGUGGCAGAAGUUGAUGGAGGAGCAGCACUCGAUCCGGGCCAUGCGUCAGGUGGUGCUUGCAUUCCGUGCCGCAGCCUACGUCAACGAGGUCGAGGCCCAGGAUCAGAAAUACUCCAUUUCCGACCCCAAUGUGUACCAUCAGGUUCUUAUCACGGCGCUCAAUGUUGUCCCGAAGGUUCUGGCACACCAUCUCCCCAUUAAGGAGACGGCCUCGGGCAGGAUCAAGGUGUCAUUGGACUCGAAGAAAUUCAAGACACUCACGCCCCUGAUCAAAUCGCACACCUCUUCGGUCCACCAGCUCCUCACCAACCUGUCUGACCCCUCAACCCUCAAGCUAACCCUCUCAUCGAUUGAGCCCAUGCUCCCGUACCUGCUGCAGUUCCGCAAACUGCUGAAGGUGCUGAUCAAGACUGUUGUCGGGAUCUGGGCCGAUGUGUCCAUCGCGGACGCCACUCGUAUCACUGCUUUUCUACUCCUCCGCCGUCUCAUGGUUCUGGGCGACCCGGGUAUCAAGGAGACGGUGCUGAAGGCUACCUACGAGGGUGUGGUCAAGGGCAGUCGCAAUACAACCGUGCACACCCUGGCGGGCGUCAACCUGAUGAAGAACUCAGCGGCUGAGAUCUGGGGUAUCGACCAAAAUGUCUCCUACACGACGGGCUUCACUUUCAUCCGGCAGUUGGCCAUGCACCUGCGCAGCAGCAUUACCAACACGAGCAAGGAUUCGUACAAAACCAUCUACAACUGGCAAUACGUGCAUUCGCUGGACUUCUGGUCUCGCGUGCUGGCGCAGCACUGUGACGGGCUGGUCGAAGCACAGUCCGGCAAGCAGUCGGCUCUGCGCCCUCUCAUCUACCCCGUCGUGCAAAUCACGCUGGGCGCGAUGCGCCUGAUCCCAACAGCGCAGUAUUUCCCUCUUCGCUUCCAACUCACGCGUGCCCUACUCCGCGUUUCUCGUGCCACGGGCACAUACAUCCCGCUGGCAUCAUCACUCCUGGAGGUGCUCACCUCCGCCGAGAUGCGCAAGCCGCCCAAGACCAGCACUCUCCGGCCACUGGAUUUCAACACCGCCAUCCGCGCUCCGAAAUCCUACCUGCGUUCGCGCAUCUACCAAGAUGGAGUGGGUGAACAAGUAGCCGAGCUCCUGUCGGAGUUCUUCGUCUUGUGGUCCAAGCACAUCGCCUUUCCCGAGCUGUCGGUCCCCGUCGUUGUCGCGCUCAAGCGCUGGCUGAAGCAGGUCUCGAACCGCGCCUCCGGCAACAAGAACUCAAAGAUCAACCAGAUGAUUCUGCUCCUUGUCCAAAAAAUCGAGGCCAAUUCUCGCUGGAUUGAGGAGCGCCGUCUCAAUGUCUCCUACGCCCCGCGCCAACGUGCUGAGGUUGAGUCUUUCCUCAAGGAUGUUGACUGGGAGUCUACGCCUCUCGGCGCGUUUGUCAAAACGCAGCGCAAGCUGAGAGAAGAGCGUGCCGCUAUCGUUGAGGAGGGUCGUCGGGAGGAAGAGAAGCGCCGUGCUGAGGAUAAGAAGGGUGGCAAUGGCGACGAUUUCAUGGAUGGCGUUGCUAGUAGCGAUGAGGGUAGCGACGAAGACGAGGAAGAGUUGGAGAGCGAGGAAGAGGCAGAGCUUGAGGAUGAUGAUGAGGACGAGCUGGAGAUGGAGGAUGACUAG